GGACAGACUAUAUUUUACUUUAGUGUUUUACUUUAAAGUAGUAUUCAACGACGGGCCAGCCUUUUUGACAGGAGUCGAAAAAAACCUUUAUUUUCAAAUAAUAUAAUUUAACGACAGGUCGGAUUUUUCUUCUUUAUUCUUCAACAACCCUACUGAACAGCAAGUCAGAUAUUCAUCGGUCGAUUAUCACUCAUCCGUAGUGUAACCUCUAGCGGUGAUUACGUAAAGGUGAGGGAGAAUUCUUCAACGACGGGCAUUCUUUCUGCGUUUACAAAACUUCAAGGCACAUCAUGAUAGACAAGACCACAGGCCUUUUUGGAACCAAAUAUGGCGCACCCAUGUUCAAGUCUCCUUUUUCAGAUGCAUUUCUGCAAAUAGGCAGUUUACAGUUCAAAAAGGACUGUGCACCGUAUGAGCUGAUGUUUGCCGACUGCAUGGAGGCUUAUGGCCAUCACAUUGGCCUAGAUAAAUGCAGAACAAUAUUUAACGACAUGUACGAGUGUACAUAUAGAGUAAAGAGAAUACGGCGUGUUAUUGCAAUGAAUAAAGAAAGAAUACGUCAAUAUAAGAAUGGCGAGAGAAAGGAAUACUAUCCACAAGGACCACCGAUUGACCUGUAUUAAACUGUUACUCUCACAAAGAUACGUAGUUUAUGAGUACAUGUAAGCUGGAAAUUCUGUAAGAUUGAUCAUCUAAAUAGACGACGAUAGUGUGUAAUCGUCUAUAGAAAACUUGUUGCAUCGAAUUCGACAAAUGUAUCAUUCUUUUUUUUCUCCUGAAGGGGUUUUGUUAAUUACACAUUAUGGGAUGUACUUGUAUUGUCUUCUCUAUAGGUUUUUAAUUAUGUACAAAUGAUUUCUUUCUCUUUAACAAAGUUAUUGUGUAAUUUGUUUGCA
This is a messenger RNA of Dinoponera quadriceps, 896 nucleotides long. RefSeq lists its product as uncharacterized. The transcript has 2 exons. The coding region runs from base 291 to 623 and encodes 110 amino acids. NCBI's taxonomy places the organism in Eukaryota, Metazoa, Arthropoda, Insecta, Hymenoptera, Formicidae. The record is from RefSeq and is a predicted model, not a curated record.